AUGACCAAAGAGACGGGUGGAAUGUUCCCUAACUAUACUGGUUAUGAGCACGUCUCUGCAAUCAAAGGACAGGAUACCUUUACAGUGACCUCCAUAGUGAAUGGUGCUCAAAACGUACAACAAAUUAGUGAUCUUCCUCUCAGGAAUGUUGAAAAGGUCACCGUCUACUUCUCAGCUUGCAAUCCUACAACCCCUGCCAUGAUAUACAUACACUAUAAAGGUUUACACGGUAGAGAGGACAGUAAGUGGCUUAAGAACGAAAAUGGAAACGGGAAAUGGGAGGAUGCUAGUCAGUAUAUCCCAAUAGGUGAUGGAAAUGUCAUGAAAGAAACCAUUGAGAAUACUCUAAAUGCUAUCACAAAUACUCUAAGAUUAUGCUUAGGAUCAUCUGAACCUGGUGGUGUAGUAGAACGUAUUGGUGCUAAUGCUUCUGGGUAUAAUAAUCAAGGUAGCUAUGGUGAGUAUGUGUACUCAGGUGAAGGCUCUGAGGAUGAGUAG
This is a messenger RNA of Theileria equi strain WA, 498 nucleotides long. RefSeq lists its product as hypothetical. The transcript has a single exon. The coding region runs from base 1 to 498 and encodes 165 amino acids. NCBI's taxonomy places the organism in Eukaryota, Apicomplexa, Aconoidasida, Piroplasmida, Theileriidae. The record is from RefSeq and is a predicted model, not a curated record.